AUGUGCCAUACAAUUACACAACUCGACGUGCCUCGGUGGGCCGAUCCUAGGAUCGAGGCCAAAUUGCGGUGUCAAUACGAGCGACAGCCUGGCGAUCCAGCGCUGCACUCCGUCAAGUGGUACAGAGGGAAACAUGAGAUUUUUCGAUACACACCCCAAGAGUUUGAAACGCGAGCAUUCAACAACACCGGAGUAUCAGUGACAAAUAGUUCCUGUGACUCUUUACUGUGUGUGAUCACAGUAAGACCAGAACCAGGCACUGCCAAGUAUACCUGCGAGGUUUCCAGCGAAGGACCACGUUUUGCAGUUGACAGACGGUCCGCCAACAUGACACUAGCUGUAUUGCAAGAAUACGACCCGCUAAUAACGGGCUUACCCACCAUAGUGCAAGCAGGGGACGAAGCAAUUGUAAACUGCACAUCGGAUCAUACAUUACCACCGGCCAGGAUAGACUGGUUCGUGGAUGCGGAGUUACAAGAGGAUCCACUUAUAACGGGGGUGACCCACGUCUCGGGCGCAGAUGCAGAUGGAUUACAGGCGUCGUGGCGAACGCUGCAGGUCUUCCCAGACGACUAUUCGUCACACCGCGGUUACUUGUCGCUGGAGUGUCGCGCGACAUUACCCACUCGACCGCUCAAUAUACGCAGUAUGGCUGUUCGCCUGUUCGUCGCAAGUCGUCCCCACAUAUCCUCUUCUAUGUUAAGUAAAAAUAGUGUAUCUAGCUGUAGUACGCUACGGGGUCAAGCCGGUUUUAGUAUGAUAUUAUGGACAAUAUAUUCGCUGCUAAGAAGACAAGUGACCUUAUUAGUGAUAUAG
Leptosia nina is the source of this 816-nucleotide messenger RNA. The record is from the annotation of a GenBank genome assembly. Lineage: Eukaryota; Metazoa; Arthropoda; Insecta; Lepidoptera; Pieridae.